UUGUAAUUAUUGUUAUAUGGUAUUCUUCAUAGACUUGCAGAUCAAAUGAGGAUGAUGAAUUUUCCACAGUGGUUUGAUCUACUGAAAGAUAUAUUUUCUAAUUUUAUUUUAUUUCUCAAGAGAAUUAAGGCAACACUAAAUGUUAUCAGAAGAGUGGUUCUCUUGGUUCUAGACAAGAACCAAAGGAGCAAGGAACUGGGUGAUACUUCUGCUCAGAAGAACUCUGCAAAGGACAGUACCAUAGACGCAGAACUGGUGUAUCUGGCGCAUGAGGGCAUGUUCAUAAGUGAUGCCUUCAGUGAAGGAGACCUCCCCUCUGCAGCAGCUUAUUCUGCCUCUCAGAGAAACCUUUCCCCAGACAGUGAGCCCAGCAGCAGCGACUCUGUAUCUGAGCCAGAAUGUACCACCGACUCCUCAUCUAGCAAGGAACAGACUUCGUCCAGCAUUACACCAGGUGGAAUUGACAUCAUGAUUGGUGAGGACAUAAAGCUCUCAGAACUGGAACUAGGUAGAUUAGCAAACAAUAUCCAGGACCUACUUUACAGUGCCUCUGAUAUUUGCCAUGAUCGUUCUGUCAAGUUCCUAAUGGCUAGAGCAAAAGAUGGGUUCCUGGAGAAAUUGAACUCUACAGAGUUUGUUGCUCUUUCGCGACUGAUGGAAACUUUCAUCUUGGAUACAGAACAAAUCUGUGGUAGGAAGAGUAUGUCAUUGCGUGGUGCACUUCAGAGUCAAGCUAACAGAUUUGUAAACAGAUUCCAUGAGGAAAGAAAGACCAAACUCAGCCUCCUGCUAGAUAACGAGCGCUGGAAGCAAGCUGAUGUUCCGGCAGAGUUUCAGGAUCUUGUGGAUUCUAUAUCAGAUGGCAGAAUUGCUUUACCAGAAAAAAAAACAGGAGCACCUGAAGAAAGAAAGCCAACUGACUUCCUUGUUGUUGAUGGACAAAAAUAUGCUGUAGUUGGGACAGUGUUGUUGUUAAUUAGAAUCAUCCUUGAAUACUGCCAGUGUGUGGACAGCAUCCCCUCAAUAGCUACUGACAUGCUUACCCGUCUGUCUGAUUUACUAAAGUAUUUCAACUCAAGAAGUUGUCAGCUAGUGCUUGGAGCAGGUGCCCUGCAAGUGGUUGGCUUGAAAACAAUAACUACAAAAAAUUUAGCCCUCUCAUCACGCUGCCUACAGCUCAUAGUGCACUACAUUCCUGUUAUCAGAGCUCACUUUGAAGCUCGCCUGCAACCCAAACAGUUCAGCAUGCUUAGGCAUUUUGACCACAUUACCAAGGAUUAUCAUGACCACAUAGCUGAAAUUUCAGCAAAGCUCGUAGCCAUAAUGGAUAGCUUAUUUGACAAGCUGCUUUCUAAGUAUGAGGUGAAAGCACCUGUUCCUUCCACCUGCUUCAGGAAUAUUUGUAAACAGAUGGCCAAGAUGCAUGAAGCAAUAUAUGACCUUCUUCCUGAGGAGCAAACACAGAUGUUGUUUUUAAGAAUUAAUGCAAGCUACAAACUUCACUUGAAGAGGCAAUUGGCCCACUUAAAUGUAAUCAAUGACGGAGGACCUCAAAAUGGAUUGGUUACAGCAGAUGUAGCUUUUUACACUGGAAAUCUCCAAGCUUUGAAAGGGCUUCAAACCCUAGACUUGAACAUGGCUGAAAUCUGGGAACAGAAGAGGUGAUAGUCCAGCAGAGCAGAAUUGCCUCUUGGCAUGGGAUGGUUUCUUCUUUGUAGAAGAUGAAUUACUGGAACAUAGAAGAGGAAGCUCCCUUGUGAUGUGGUGAAAACCAACUAUGGGAAUGACUUUGAUAGUUCUUUUGCAAGAAAAGUGAUCAGUUCUCUGUGCAAUUUCUUCAUUCUUUCUGGAACGAGGCUCAGGUUUCUUUGGACCAAAUCCAAAAGAAUAUAUAGCUGUAACACAGCUGUAGUUUUCUAGAGAGUGCUCUGUAAAUCUUUAUAUUAAAAAGAUGCUUUGCAUUUCCUCUAGUGCAAUGAAAUUCA
This is a messenger RNA of Podarcis muralis (Common wall lizard), 1985 nucleotides long. The record is from RefSeq and is a predicted model, not a curated record. NCBI's taxonomy places the organism in Eukaryota, Metazoa, Chordata, Lepidosauria, Squamata, Lacertidae.